Rotaria sp. Silwood1 is the source of this 540-nucleotide messenger RNA. The record is from the annotation of a GenBank genome assembly. NCBI's taxonomy places the organism in Eukaryota, Metazoa, Rotifera, Eurotatoria, Philodinida, Philodinidae.
AUGGAAUCGUAUAUAAAAAAUUUAAAUCAAUGUAAUAAGAAAUUAGAACAAGCUAUGCUUGAAUCAACGAAAUUUAAUGUGAAAUUAGAACAUAUAUCACCAUGGUUUCAUGGUACACCAUGUCAAACAACUGCUGUAGAUAAGAAUGGAUUUGAAAACUCGGUUCGAGUUGGUGGAGGUUGGACAGCACUUGAUGAAUUUCUUGUUCGACAUGAUCCAUGUCGAGCUAAAGGUCGUAUUAAUUAUGAAUUACAACCCGAAAGUUAUGCUUUAUGUGAUGGUGUUGCUCAAACAGUGACAUUAUUUAAGCCAAGACUUGUUACUGUUCAUCGACCAACAAGUCUUUAUCAUCAACAACAAUUAGCAGCAUCCAAAAAAUCACCAGUUACAACACUGAAUCGAGGAUCGAUAGAUAAAUCUCGACGAACAUCAUCAAUUACUUCUUCAACACAACAACAUCGACCAAGCAAAAUUCCAUUGCCAAUAUCUCGACUUAAAAAGGCAACAAAUGGUGGAACAAUACCAACGAAAAAAUCCUAA